This is a messenger RNA of Magnolia sinica, 1002 nucleotides long. RefSeq lists its product as uncharacterized. Bases 601 to 1002 code for a protein of 133 amino acids. The record is from RefSeq and is a predicted model, not a curated record. The transcript has 5 exons. NCBI's taxonomy places the organism in Eukaryota, Viridiplantae, Streptophyta, Magnoliopsida, Magnoliales, Magnoliaceae.
ACCAAAAUCGCUAUUUAGGUACGGCUACUAUUUUGGUUUAACUACGGUUUUAGGCCGUUUCUGAUUUUAACGCUACUAUUUUAACGCCCAGAACCCUCAAACCAUCCGUAUGUCUCUCUCUCUCUCUCUCUCAAUCUCACUCCCUUAUCUCUCUCUCUCUCUCUCUCUCUCUCUCUCUCUCUCUCUCUCUCUCUCUCCCUCUCUCUCUCUCUCUCUCUCAAUCUCACUCCCUCUCUCGAUCUCCCUCUCCCUCUCUCUCUCUCUCUCUCUCUCUCUCUCUCUCUCUCUCUCUCUCUCUCCCUCCCUCCCUCCCUCUUGAUCUCUCUCUCGAUCUCGAUCAGUCUCCCUCUCUCUCUCUCUCUCUCUCUCUCUCUCCCUCUCCCUCUCCAACUCGGAGCUCGACGAAGAGAGCCUCAACUAGCACAACCAGGUAAUUUGUGGUCUGCGUCUUCUAGGGUUUUUUUUUCCACCUGUUUCUCUCUUGACAAAACCCUCUGUAGCGAAAAUGGUGAAAGGGAACAAGGGCAAGCGUGUCAGGCUGUACGUGCGAGGAACCAGUACCCAUCGACAUCUCUGGUUCAGAUCAAGGGUGUGAAUACGAUGGAGGAGGUGGCCUGGUAUUGCGGUAUGAGGAUGUCACACAUCUACAAGGCCAAGGGACUGCAGCAGCUGGAUCUUGUGUCACAUUUCAAUGAUCGAUACCGUUUAUAUGAUGAUCCUCAAAGCAGAUGGGGGUUAAGCUGCUUGGAUGUCCUGCUCACAUUUGGGGCUUAUUCAACAGCUAGAGGCAUGGUGAUCUCAAGGCUGUUUAUUAGAUUCUUUUGGUUUGGACUCAGUUCAGUAUUUGUAACAUAUAUCUACAUGAAGGUUCUGAAGGAAAAGAUAACUGGAACUCAGAUUCUUUCUAUUUUCAGAUUUAUAACUGGAACUCGAUCACUUCAAAUUCAUUGCACUCAGAUUAUUACAACAGCUCAACUAUCAGAGAUUGGGUUGGAUGGGUGA